Mauremys reevesii (Reeves's turtle) is the source of this 3341-nucleotide messenger RNA. RefSeq names its product HAUS augmin-like complex subunit 3. The transcript has 4 exons. NCBI's taxonomy places the organism in Eukaryota, Metazoa, Chordata, Testudines, Geoemydidae. Bases 143 to 2299 code for a protein of 718 amino acids. Gene Ontology annotation, biological process: centrosome cycle; spindle assembly. The record is from RefSeq and is a predicted model, not a curated record. Gene Ontology annotation, cellular component: centrosome; mitotic spindle; HAUS complex.
UGCUGGAAGGUGUAUCCUGAACUCAGGGCUUUGUCUUCAGAGCUGGAGAAGAGACUGAUUGGUCCCCCGGAGCUGGAGCCAGAGUGCAGCACAGGGUAGAUCUGGUGGCUGCUGAGCAGAGCUGUGGGAGUGUUGUGCCUCCAUGGAGAGAACAACAGAAAUAUGCCAUGUUUUUUUUUCAGCAUUAACUACUCUUGCCAUGUUCACCCGGAGACGCUCCAGGGGCUUCUUACUGGACACAGUCAACAGAGGGGCAGAGUUUGUGGAGACCCUGAAGACUGUCUACCCCAUGGCUGAUGCCCUUCACGAGAAGGACUUUGACUGGCUCUUUGACUGUCCCGAGACAGAGCAGUUCCUUGAGUGGUUCUGUAACACCGUGGGGGAGGAGAAUGUACUGAGUCCUGGGGAAGUGGAAGCCUAUCAGACCCUGCUCAGUUCAGGGAAGCCUAUUCUGGAAGGUGAAGCCCUACAGCAGGUGCUGCAAACCUGCCGCCAAUGCCCGCAGCUGAAGGGGGCCAUGUCAGAGGAUGAGGCUCUGCCCCUAGAGGCACUGGAGCGAGAGGCACAGGCAUUGCAUAGCCAUAGUGCCUGCCAGCUGCGACGGCGCAACAAGCUCCAGAUCCGUGCGGCUAGCCUGAAACAGGAGCUGUGCCACUUGGCAGACAAGGAAAGGAAGGUGGGCCGGGUGCUGAGGAAAGCUCAGCUGGACUUAGAGAUGGAGAACUCUCAAACCAACAGUGUUCUGAGCCAGGUCUGCAAGGCAGCAAACCAGCUGGCGGAGUGGUACAGGGAAGCUGGGAAUGGGAGGCUUCUCAUGCUGAUGUCUGAGGCUGAUCUGGGCCACUACAUGGAGCUGGAGGAGCUGGCCACAAGGGCUUUAAUGGCAUUCAUCCAGAAGGCACUGCCAGGCACCACCCAGGCUCCAGAUGCUGAGGGGACAGGCUUACAGGGAGUGAAGAGACAGGGAAGCUCCCAAGCAAAGCCGGAUACUCAGGCCCCAGCAGAGUUAGCUCAGACUGUGCUGCCAGAGAACAAUGAGUGUGAGGUGGAUCCCAAAGUGGGUGCAGAGACCCAGGAGGAGCUGGUCAGGGAGACAGUCGCAGGGCUCCCCCAGAAAUCCUUGCUAGAAGAGAACAACUGCUCCAAAGCAGAGGCUGGGGGUAUGGAAGCCCUAUAUGGUCAGGACAGCUGCCAGGAAAUGGUGAAGGGACUAGCAGAAGCUGCCCACAUAAUGCUAUUGGAGAGCAUGGGGGGUCCUGAAGCCAAGCUCUUAGAGAGCCUAGGCAGCUACCAGGAGGAGCUGGAGCGCAUGGCACUGGCUUACAUCUGCAGCCAGAAAGAGCUAAUCACCACCUCAGCAGAAGUUGACGGUAUCUGGGCUGGAUUGCAGUGGGCAGAGAGGGCCCUGAAGAGCAGCAAAGAGAACAAGAUGGUGGAGGAUGAGCUCAGCCUUCGCAUAGCCACCUUCCAGGAGCAGCUGUGCGCCCUCCAAAGUGACAUAGAUCAGACCCAAACCCAACACCUUGUGCCCCUCCUUCAGGCCACUGCUCACCUCCUUCACUUGCCUGUCCUGCAUGCAGAGCUCGAUAGGGAAGCAGUUCACCUUGAGUAUACCACCUUGAAGCAGGAAGAGGUUGCGAGGCAGCUGAUGGCCCAGCAUAGCCGCCUGGAGCUGCUGGGGCUGCAACUGAAGCUGGAGAAGGAGCAGCAGCAGCAGGUGGGGACCUGUCUGGAAAAGAUGGUAGCUACCCUGCAGGAAGCCAGUGCCAAUCUACAAGGGCGGCUCGCCUGCUUUGAGGAUUCCAGCCUGUACACCAAGAUCUGUCCACGCACUCUGAUAGAUCCCAGUGAUGUCACCACCAUACGGCUCUGGGAGAUGCUGGAGAAGCAGGGCCAGGAGAAGCAACUCUUCCGCACCUACGAGACGCUGGCAAGCCGUGGCUCGCGCCUGCGCCAGGAGCAGAGGAUGCUGGAGGUGCAGCUUGCAGUGUCCCCAACCCAGCUCCCCAUGCUGGAGUCUGAUGAUGAGAUGCUCUAUAAGAUGAUGUAUAGUGACUCCAAUCAACUACUGCUGAAUGCCCAGGAGCUGGCUGAGCCUAUGGAGCAACUCUGUGCCACACAGGCCAAACUCUAUCAGAUGCUGAUGGACCUCCUGAGUGACCUCAAGGCCAAACGGAAAUCCCUGCAGACCCACUUCCAGCGGACGGAGCGCAAUCUCUAUGUGCACUUCUUCCGUGAUGCCAACCGUCUGAGGGAGGUGGUGCAGCAGCUGGAGAAACAGGCCUUAGCCUUCUCCUAGGGCUCAGCAAGGGAACAACUUCACCCAGCACCCAAGGGGGCAGAUUGAGGAGAUUUUUGCUGCCUGUUCUGGAAGUGUUUGCCCCAAAGGGAGGAGAAUCACAGAGAUCCUUGCUAUGCUGAUAAGUUGCACAUUACUUUGUCCUGUCCUCCUCCUCACACUAAAAAGAUCAAAUCCCCCCCAUGAGGCUAGUACCUGGGGUUGACACUGGGGUGGAAACCUGCCCCUACCAUGUAUAAAAUCUGUCACAGUGAGGGUGUGUGGGUUUCUCAUGGUGCACAGGCCACUGUGAAGAGAAGUGAACACUCUUCCAUGAUUCACAGUGGGAAACCUCACUGAACUCUGCAUUAUGCCCACGGAGGCCGAGGAGUAGGAAGGGGAGUGCACUGUGUGGGCAGACCAGGGGAAGGGUGAGUGCCUGGAAUUCUCCGCUCCUCACCCAGUGCGGUGGGCUAGAGCUGGCUGGAAGGAUAGUGUGAGUGGUGCAGCAGGGGACAAGUAAAAAAUAAAGGCAUGUUUCAUGGUAUUUUUCCUAAUGAGAUAUUGAUUCAUAAUCAUGGGGCAGGGGCAUGUGUGCAUCUGUCUCUGUCCUUCCGGGUUUCACCUGUCUCAACUCCCCUGCUGCUCCAAACCCAACCCUGUGAAGGAAAGGGGGAGCAGUGGUUUCAAGGUGAGCUUAUUUCCCUUUGUUUCCCAAGGCCAUCUGCUAAAGACCUCCUUCCUGUACUGCUCCAGAGCCGAAAUGUGUGGCUUAGCUCAGAGCUUUUUUUGAUGGUGGGCUUGCUUGGCACCACUCACCUACUGAAAUCAGGAACAGGCCUCCUUUCUCCAUGGUUAAUUCUAAAGCAAAGACACUUAUUGAAUUCCAUUAAACCACACUAAUUCUGUUCACUCCCUUUUUUAAUAAGAUAUUUAGUGUCCAGCCUCUCAAGCCUGCAUCUACACUGAAGUCCUCUCUGGCCAUAGAAGAGAGAGCGCUCCUGUAGCAGCAGUGCAAGCUACAUUAAGCUGCCCUGCCAUUAAACCUCCAAACCUGAUCUAA